Molecule: messenger RNA, 801 nt
Organism: Drosophila rhopaloa
Lineage: Eukaryota; Metazoa; Arthropoda; Insecta; Diptera; Drosophilidae
Product: mitochondrial import inner membrane translocase subunit TIM14
Exons: 3
Coding region: 80-472 (130 amino acids)
Biological process (GO): protein import into mitochondrial matrix
Cellular component (GO): PAM complex, Tim23 associated import motor
Molecular function (GO): ATPase activator activity
Source: RefSeq, a predicted model, not a curated record
AAAUCACAUUGUUUUAGACAACAACAAACAUAAAAUAUUCCGAAUAUUCUCCAUUUCAUAUACUCAAAUUAUUUGUACGAUGGUCACCAAUCCAAACCCAAACUAUUCGACUCCGAAGGCGAGCUCCGUGAUUCUGGCCGGACUUGGAGUGGCUGCCGUGGGAUUCGCCGGAAAGCACCUGAUGCGCCGUAUGCCCCAGAUGACCACCAAAUUCAACGAGGCCCUGAAGAACCUGCCAAAAUUCGAUGCGGAGAGCAUGGCGGCGUCCAAAUACUACAAAGGCGGCUUUGAUCCCAAGAUGAACAAGCGGGAGGCCUCCCUCAUCCUGGGCGUCAGUCCCAGUGCGUCCAAGAUCAAGAUUAAGGACGCCCACAAAAAGAUCAUGUUGGUGAACCAUCCGGAUCGAGGGGGUUCUCCCUAUUUGGCGGCCAAGAUCAACGAGGCUAAAGACUUUCUAGACAAAGCCAAGUAGACCUUAAGUCCCGCCUUCAAGUGCAAAUAAAGUAGUUUGUGAUUAGCAUAAAGAUUACAAUGGCUGUAAUUUACUUCUCUGGUCGGUAAAGUCAAACAAUGACUUCAAAUUCUCAAGGAUGUAUAGCUUGAACAGGAAAUGAAAACUUUAAUAUUUGUAUGUACAUAUAUCAUUGAGUUGUUCUCAAUAUAAGUCAAUGAUUUUUUCUGGAGCCUUAUCAUAAGAAAGGUAUGAAAUCAACUUGGAGUAUUUUUGGGGUUAAUUUCAAAGUUGCAUGUUACAAAAAUUAGGUCAAAAAGGGGACUUUUUAAUAAAUAAUAAUGAAGUAA